This is a messenger RNA of Capronia coronata CBS 617.96, 912 nucleotides long. RefSeq lists its product as uncharacterized. Lineage: Eukaryota; Fungi; Ascomycota; Eurotiomycetes; Chaetothyriales; Herpotrichiellaceae. The coding region runs from base 1 to 912 and encodes 303 amino acids. Gene Ontology annotation, cellular component: endoplasmic reticulum; membrane; endoplasmic reticulum-Golgi intermediate compartment. The record is from RefSeq and is a predicted model, not a curated record. Gene Ontology annotation, biological process: Golgi organization. The transcript is spliced from 4 exons.
AUGGCGCAAAUACGAGGAACUGCUGGGUAUAACCUGGGGAUGAACAACCAAUUUGCUUCUCAGCGGACUAGCGAGGCCACCAGCGACCCGAGUCCUCUGGAUCAGAUCAGAGAACAAACAAGCAAGAUUGAGGACUGGCUGACUACCAUGGGCGAACCUCUGAAGCCUUACCUCCCUGCCAUCGGUCGAUUCCUCAUCGUUGUCACAUUCAUCGAAGAUGCUAUAAGAAUUAUCACACAAUGGAACGAUCAGCUCACAUACUUGAGGGAUUUCAGACAUAUUCCUUGGGGCAUCACACAUUUGUUCUUGAUCUUCAACGUGAUCACCAUGUCCGUCUGCUCUACGCUGGUCAUUAUGCGCCGAUAUGGAGAAUAUGCAGUUGGUGGACUGCUCUCCGUCGUGGUCGUGCAAGCUCUUGGAUACGGGCUCAUCUUCGACCUCAAUUUCUUCCUCCGCAACUUGUCGGUCAUCGGCGGUCUUCUCAUGGUGCUCGGGGAUAGCUUUGUCAAGAAGAGCAGGGUAUUUGCUGGGCUCCCCACAAUGGACGAGAAGGACAAGAAAAUGUACAUCCAACUCGGAGGCAGAGUUCUUCUCAUCUUCCUCUUCAUCGGCUUUGUUUUCGCUGGUGAAUGGAGUAUCGGGCGAGUCCUGGUCAGUCUGAUUGGAUUUGUGGCUUGCGUGAUGGUUGUGGUUGGUUUCAAGGCCAAGCUCAGUGCCAUCAUCUUGGUUCUCCUGUUGAGCGUGUUCAACGUGCUCGUCAACAACUUCUGGACACUUCACAAAAACCAUCCUCACAAAGACUUUGCCAAGUACGACUUCUUCCAGAUCCUAUCCAUCAUGGGCGGGCUUCUCCUGUUGGUGAACAUGGGUCCGGGUCAAUUAAGCGUUGACGAGAAGAAGAAGGUAUACUAG